This is a messenger RNA of Soboliphyme baturini, 222 nucleotides long. NCBI's taxonomy places the organism in Eukaryota, Metazoa, Nematoda, Enoplea, Dioctophymatida, Soboliphymatidae. The record is from the annotation of a GenBank genome assembly.
AUACUGCUUGUUUGGAGAUACGGUCAAUACCGCCAGCCGGAUGGAGUCUACUAGUAUCGCAGACCGAAUACAGGCAUCAGAAAACACGAUCAAUCUGUUAAAAAAUUAUCCUCAGUUUGUUUACGAAGAACGAGGUGAAACCGAAGUAAAGGGAAAAGGUCGCAUGAAGACGUAUUGGAUUUUGGGUGUUAAAGAAAUGCAACCUGAUGCAAAAGCCUGAAA